AUGGGAAGCACUGGAAAGAACUAUUGGGUUGUCUUAGGCGGACGGAAACCAGGUAUUUUUUUUGAACGACCAUACGCCCCUCAACUCCAUGGCAGCCAUUACUUUCCUAUUGUCGUCCAUUGUCAGCAGGAGGAACAUGCUCAGAAGCUAGACACACUUCAGACGCUCGUGAAGGAUAUCAAUGAAAGUACACCUCCAGCCGAUGCUGCGCAGCUGUUUCUCAACUCAGAUGUGGCCCAAGGAGUUCUUCGACGGGAUGUUCAGCGCUAUGCUAUUCAGGGAUUUUACGUUGUCAUCUAUGGAUAUACACCAGGCAUCUACACCAUGUGGGAAGACUGUCAUCGCGCAGUAACAGGGUAUAAGAAUGCAGAGUACAAGAAACUCACUACGUUCGCUGAGGCCAUGGCAUGGAUGAUUCUGAAGGGCCAAAAACUUGGACAGGAAGAACUGGUUGGCGCUGUGAGAUCAGCUGUCUUAGAACCAUCUGGAGCCAGCUCCAAACCCAUCUCGAUGUUACACGGUGCCAACCCUAUGAAAUCAGCCGUCUUACAAUCCCAGUUCGUUAUUGACUCUGAGUCAAGCUCAUAUGGGCAAUCAUCGGCUUCAGUUGGUACUAUCUUACCAGUCACACCUAAGGCCCUUCGUACAUGGAGAACAACGACUCCUGGAUCGGCAUCGCAGAUUGUCAGCACCUCACCUCGUGUCCACCAAUUCAUUCGAGAUCUUAAUGGAAUCCAAGGUGCACAUUAUCACGCCCCUCCUCUUGAUGAUACUCCGCUCCCUUCUUUUGGCGAUGUCACUGAUGGCUAUCUGCAAUCUCAUGGUUACACUGCUCGUGCAAUUCUUUGUAUCGCACAUGCAGUGGAAGUCUCUCAGUCUGGGGAGGAUUUUGUUCACGAUAUCUCUGGAAGGGGCCUUGCUAUCACUGAAGCUCAAUGGCUGUGGUUACUCAUAACUGGUGACAACACCUUCUGA
Suillus clintonianus is the source of this 975-nucleotide messenger RNA. RefSeq lists its product as uncharacterized. Lineage: Eukaryota; Fungi; Basidiomycota; Agaricomycetes; Boletales; Suillaceae. The coding region runs from base 1 to 975 and encodes 324 amino acids. The record is from RefSeq and is a predicted model, not a curated record. The transcript has 5 exons.